This is a messenger RNA of Colletotrichum karsti, 294 nucleotides long. RefSeq lists its product as uncharacterized. The record is from RefSeq and is a predicted model, not a curated record. Lineage: Eukaryota; Fungi; Ascomycota; Sordariomycetes; Glomerellales; Glomerellaceae. Bases 1 to 294 code for a protein of 97 amino acids. The transcript has a single exon.
AUGGACAAGCAGACCGGAACCAACGCCAAUGGCAAGGAGGCCAAGGAUGGCAGCGGCUCUGACAACUCUGGCAAGGCCGACGACGGCAAGAUUGCUGAGGCCGUGCUGAAGGUCAUCACGCGCCCGGCCCGUCGCGCCCCCAGAAAGAGAGUUGGCGAUGCUUCUCAACUCGACACGGCGGACGACGAUAAGUACGACGACGCCUGGCUGCCUGAGUACGAUGAGGGCCCUGCCGACGAGAAGAUCGUCGAGGAGGAGUGGGUUGAGGUGAAGAAGCCCAAGCCGACUCGCUAG